Talpa occidentalis (Iberian mole) is the source of this 10412-nucleotide messenger RNA. It is a transcript of the gene ELP1, whose product is annotated as elongator acetyltransferase complex subunit 1. Gene Ontology annotation, biological process: tRNA wobble base 5-methoxycarbonylmethyl-2-thiouridinylation. Bases 200 to 4195 code for a protein of 1331 amino acids. Gene Ontology annotation, cellular component: elongator holoenzyme complex; cytosol. NCBI's taxonomy places the organism in Eukaryota, Metazoa, Chordata, Mammalia, Eulipotyphla, Talpidae. The record is from RefSeq and is a predicted model, not a curated record. The transcript has 37 exons. Gene Ontology annotation, molecular function: tRNA binding; protein binding.
UGCCCCUCCCCGGGGCCUUACCCGCUAUCCCCCCCUGGUCUGGAGGUCAGGCAGUGGGGAGGCACCUUACGCGGCCGGCCGCAGACAGAGCGAGGCGCGUGCACAGCCCCGGACUGGAUCCUGCGCGUGGCCGGGGAGACGAGGGCGGACGCUCCGCUGUUUUGGGGUCCUCAGAGCGCGGCGCAGGAAUCACUUCAUUAUGAGAAAUCUAAAGCUACUUCAGACCCUGGAGUUUAGGGAUAUUCAUGCUCUGGGGAAACCUCAGUGCUUCUGUCUCAGAACUGAACAGGGGACAGUGGUCAUUGGCUCAGAACAUGGUCUGGUAGAAGUAGAUCCUGUCACAAGAGAAGUGAAAAAUGAGAUUCCUUUAGCAGCAGAAGGCUUUCUCCCAGAGGAUGGAAGUGGCUGUAUUGUUGGUAUUCAGGAUUUGCUGGAUCAGGAGUCUGUGUGUGUGGCCACCGCCUCCGGAGAUGUCAUACUCUGCAAUCUCAGCACACACCAGCUGGAAUGUGUUGGGAGCGUUGCUAGCGGUAUCUCUGUCAUGAGUUGGAGUCCUGACCAGGAGCUAGUGCUGCUUGCUACAGGUCAACAGUCCCUAAUUAUGAUGACAAAAGACUUUGAACCAAUCAUGGAACAGCAAAUUCACCAGGAUGAUUUUGGUGAAAGUAAGUUUAUCACUGUUGGAUGGGGCCGGAAGGAGACACAGUUCCAUGGAUCAGAGGGCAGGCAAGCGGCCUUUCAAGUGCAAAUGCUCGAGUCUGCUUUGCCCUGGGAUGACCACAAAGCACAAGUUACCUGGCGUGGUGAUGGACAGUUUUUUGCUGUGAGUGUUGUUUGCCCAGAGACAGGGGCCCGGAAGGUCAGAGUUUGGAAUCGAGAGUUUGCUCUACAGUCAACCAGUGAGCCUGUGGCAGGACUGGGCCCGGCUCUGGCUUGGAAGCCCUCAGGUAGUUUGAUUGCAUCUACUCAAGAUAAACCCAACCAGCAGGAUGUUGUUUUUUUUGAGAAAAAUGGACUUCUCCAUGGACAAUUUACACUUCCUUUCCUCAAAGAUGAAGUUAAGGUCAAUGACCUGCUGUGGAAUGCAGAUUCCACUGUGCUUGCCGUGUGGGCAGAAGAACUUCAGAAGGAAGAAAAUUCCACUCGAAAAUCCUAUGUUCAGCUCUGGACUGUUGGAAACUAUCACUGGUACCUCAAACAAAGUCUGCCCUUCAACACCUGUGGGAAGAGCAAGAUCGUGUCUCUGAUGUGGGACCCAGUGACGCCACAUCGGCUACAUGUUCUCUGUCAGGGCUGGCAUUACCUUUGCUAUGACUGGCACUGGACCACUGACCGGAGCUCAGGAGAAAAUUCCAGUGACAUGGCCAACGUGGCUGUUAUUGAUGGAAACAGGGUGUUGGUGACAGUCUUCCGGCAGGCUGUGGUCCCCCCUCCCAUGAGCUCCUACCGACUGCUGCUCCCGCAUCCUGUUAAUCAAGUCAUGUUCUCUGCACACCCUGAAAAGAGUAAUGACCUUGCUGUCCUAGAUGCCAGUAACCAGAUUUCUGUUUAUAAAUGUGGUGACUCUCCAAGUGUGGAUCCUACAGUGAAACUGGGAGCUGUGGGUGGAAAUUCAUUUAAAGUCUCCCUCAGAAUGCCUCAUCUGGAAAAGAGAUACAGGAUUCAGUAUGAGAAUGGUGAAGAUCAAGAAGUAAACCCCUUGAAGUUUGGCCUCCUCACCUGGAUCCAAGAAGAUAUCUUCCUGGCUGUAAGCCACAGUCAGUCCGGCCCACAGUCUGUCAUUCACCAUCUAACUGUGGCCUCUUCUGAAAUAGAGGAUGAGCAAGGACAGCUCAAUAUUAGUUCAUCUGUGACAGUGGAUGGAAUCAUAAUCAGUCUGUGUUACAAUUCCAAGAACAAGUCAGUAGCAUUGCAACUGGUUGAUGGCAAGAUACUCAAGUAUCUUUGGGAACCAUCAUCUAUGACUAUCGAACCAUGGAAGAAUUCUGCUGGAUUUCCUGUUCGAUUUCCUUAUCCAUGCACACAGACUGAUUUGGCCAUGAUUGGAAGAGAGGAAUGUGUCCUUGGUCUGUCUGACAGGUGUCGCUUUUUCAUCAAUGACACUGAGAUUGCUUCAAAUAUCACAUCAUUUGCGGUAUAUGAUGAGUUUUUAUUGUUGACGACGCAUUCCCAUACCUGCCAGUGUUUCUGCCUGAGAGAUGCUUCAUUUAAAACAUUACAGGCCAGUCUGAGCAGCAGCCACGCAUCUCAAGGGGAAACUCUGCGGAAGGUGGAGAGGGGUUCACGCAUUGUUACCGUGGUGCCCCAGGACACCAAGCUGAUUCUACAGAUGCCAAGAGGAAACUUAGAAGUUGUUCAUCAUCGAGCUCUGGUUUUAGCUCAGAUUCGGAAGUGGUUGGACAAACUUAUGUUUAAAGAAGCAUUUGAGUGCAUGAGAAAACUAAGAAUUAAUCUCAAUCUGAUUCAUGAUCAUAACCCUAAGAUGUUUCUUGAAAAUGUGGAAACCUUCAUAAGACAGAUAGAUUCUGUAAAUCAUAUCAAUUUGUUUUUCACAGAAUUGAAGGAGGAGGAUGUCACAAAGACCAUGUACCCUCCACUCGUCACCAGUGCUGUCCAGAUGUCCAAAGAUUCUGAAGGGAAAAAGGUGGACCUUGUCUGUGAUGCCAUGAGAGCAGCCAUGGAGAACAUAAAUCCUCACAAGUACUGCCUAUCAAUACUCACCUCUCAUGUGAAGAAAACAACCCCAGAACUGGAAAUUGUGCUGCAGAAGGUCCAUGAGCUUCAAGGAAAUGCACCAUCUGUUCCUGAUGCUGUGAGUGCUGAAGAGGCCUUGAAGUAUUUGCUGCUUCUGGUAGAUGUUAAUGAAUUAUAUGAUCAUUCUCUUGGGACCUAUGACUUUGAUUUGGUACUCAUGGUGGCGGAGAAGUCACAGAAGGAUCCCAAAGAAUAUCUUCCAUUUCUUAAUACACUUAAGAAAAUGGAAAGUAAUUAUCAAAGGUUCACCAUAGACAAGUACUUGAAACGGUAUGAAAAAGCCAUUGGCCACCUCAGCAAAUGUGGACCUGAAUACUUCUCAGAAUGCUUAAACUUAAUAAAGGAUAAAAACUUGUAUAACGAAGCUCUGAAGUUGUAUGUGCCAAGCUCGCAGCAAUACAAGGAUGUCAGCAUCGCUUACGGGGAACACUUGCUGCAGGAGCACCGCUAUGAGCCCGCAGGGCUUGUGUUUGCUCGCUGUGGUGCCCAUGAGAAAGCCCUUGAUGCCUUUUUGGCAUGUGGCAGCUGGCAGCAAGCUCUCUGCGUGGCAUCCCAACUUAAUUUAAACAAAGACCAGCUGGCUGGCCUCAGCAGAACUCUCGCAGGAAAGCUGGUUGAGCAGAGGAAGCACCAGGAGGCAGCCACAGUUCUGGAACAGUAUGCCCAGGAUUAUGAAGAAGCUGUGCUCUUGCUGUUAGAAGGAGCUGCUUGGGAAGAAGCUCUGAGACUGGUACACAAGUACAAUAGACUGGAUAUUAUAGAGACCAAUAUAAAGCCUUCCGUUUUAGAAGCCCAGAAGAAUUAUAUGGUGUUUCUGGACUCUCAGACAGCUGUAUUCAGUCGUCAUAAAAAACGUUUAUCAGUAGUUCGAGAGCUCAAGCAGCAAGCACAGCAGAAUCUGGAUGAUGAGGUUCCCCAUUGUCAGGAAUCAGACCUCUUCUCUGAAACGAGCAGUGUCAUGAGUGGCAGUGACAUGAGUGGCAAAUAUUCCCAUAGUAACUCCAGGAUAUCAGCGCGAUCAUCGAAGAAUCGCCGCAAAGCAGAGCGGAAGAAGCACAGCCUCAAAGAAGGGAGUCCACUGGAGGAUUUGGCCCUUUUGGAGGCAUUGAAUGAAGUGGUACAAGGCAUUGAGAAAUUGAAAGAUGAAAUAUGCCAACUUUUAAAGAUGCUCUUUCUCUUUGAGUUUGAUGAGCAAGGAAGGGAAUUACAGAAGACCUUUGAAGAUACUUUACAGCUAAUAGAAAGGUCACUUCCAGAAAUUUGGACUCCAAACCACCUGCAGAGUUCAGCUACACCUGUUCUAGGCCCCACUUCUACUGCAAAUAGUAUCACGGCCGCAUACCAACACCAGAAGACUGUGGUUCCUGUUCUUGAUACUGAUCUCUUUCUACCGCCAAAGAUCAACAAAAGAACCCAAUGGAAACUGAGCCUUCUAGAGUGACUGUGACGGAAGUUCAGAGUGCUCCAGCAGGGAAGACUGGUUUCCUUCCACUCGGAAAUCCUCAAGGCCUGGCUGUUGAGAACUGGGAGGUUUAAGCUAAUGAGCUACCUUAACAUUUUGGAGAGUUAUUCUCUACACCAGACUUGAGUGGACACCGAGCAGUUCUGUUUUAUUUUGCAUAUAAUCUUAAUUAUAAGCAAAAUAAGUUUUAACCAGUGCAGCAUCAUUUUGUAUAGCUGUUCUUUUAGUAAAUGCUGUUUGAGAGCCUAUCUUUGGUAUUUAUGGUCAUCAGGAGGUUGGUUUUCAUUCCCAGCUACAGGUCUGAUUCAAAUUUGGGCCUGGGUAAGUUACAUAUUGAUUUGUGCCUCAGUUAAUUGGGAAUAAUGUUUCAGAAUUUCUACCUCAGAAGUGUGAAGCAAAGUAAAAUAAUGUUUUCAAAUUGUGUUAUGAUCCUGGAGGAGAUAUAUAUAUAUAUAUAAACGAUAUGAUUAUAAUGCUACCAAUAUUUGGUCACAUUUAAUCAUUUAAAUUACUUCUUCACCUUGAAGUAAAGCUCAGUAAAAAGCUGAAAAUAAUCCUUUGAAUCUCUAAGCUUUCCUAUGCUGAUAGCUGUUAUUUUAUAAUUGCUUCCAGUUGUAACUGAAUUGAGUCUCCCAUUGCUCUAGUGUUUUACUGCCUGUAAAUUUUCUGCUAGAGUUAGCAGCGUUGGAGCUGGAAGAGAUUAGAAUUUCUGGAACACUAUAAUGCACAUUUGGUAUGGUGAGUUUUGUGCAUCAUACAGAAUGCAGUUAUUCAUUUUUUUUCCUUCAAAUAUUACUUCUUUUAACUAAAAUGUUUUUGUCUAAGUCUAGGCCAUUUCAUUUUUUUUUUUUUAAUGGUGCUUAACUGACCUCUGUCUUUCACUUAUUUUCUUUGGAAGAAAUGAGAGUGUUUUCUCUUUUUGUUGAGUCUAGAAAAACUUCCGUUUAUUCUGACAGCAGCUUCAUGGCUAUUUCUUGGGCAAGGUUAACAAUUUCUUUCAUGCUUUUAAUACCAGAAUCAGACUCUAAUUACUGUAUGUGAACCAGCAGGAAAUGCUGCUUUUUGAUCUGAAAGUGUUGAUAGACCUGGAAUUAGAAUUUAACACAUAUUUUCCUGUCAUGGAAAAUAUGCUCCAAACAUUAUUUGUAGGUUCUAGGUAUUUUCCUUAUCUAAUUCACUUUCCUAUAUGUCUGAAAAUUGUGACCAAAUAUUAGAAUAAGAAGAUCUUUCCUGCUCUGGAAACAUCUAUUUUUUGACUCAUAGUCAUAAUGGAUUUGCUACUGUUGUGCCAACCAGUGAUAGGCUGACAGUGUUUUGUGGCUCCUUUUGGGCAUGGCUAAAUGGGCAUGGUGACUUGUGUGAUAUUCUAAUAUAUCGUCUGCAGUGAUUUACAGUAUAGGGACCCAUGCUGAUGGUGUGGGAAUAGACGUAAAUGUGUCUGUUGAUAAUAGUAUAACUUUUUAUGAAUUUUCAGUUCCCAUAAAAUAAUGUAUUGAGGCAGCAAGAAAGAAUUGACGUGAAUACAAAUUAUUAUCAAUUACUGUGUCUCUCGUCUGAGCAAGAUGGAAUUGUAUUUAUUUAUAGAAGCAGAUGAAAGCAGACCUUCGGAAAGGAAGACAAAGUCAAGGAAAAAUUUAUGGGGGAAACUAUAGUGCUUGGAGAAAAAAAACUCCUGGGUGUGAUGAAUGCUUGAUUUGGAGGAAAGUUUCUGUCAGGUUCUAGAAAAGAGUAUAUAUAAUUCUUCCCCCAAAUUUGAACUCUGUCCCAAAGCAAGUUCGUACUGAAAUAAGCUAAGGGCCUCAGUUGUUUUGUUGUUUCUAUUGAAUCAGUUUUGCUCAUAUGCUUCAGACAUCAAGAGAGAACUUACAGAGAACUGUCUCCAAUGAUCAAUUUAAGUAGUCUCCUACAGCAUUUUAAAUUUAGACUUUUUAAAAAUGGAGAUAGAUAGGAGCUGAUGUUUUUAUUAUGUAUAUGAGUAUAGCUUGAUAUAAUUUUAAGCACUGCUCUCUAUAUAUUUUAUAAUAAAAAUUUUUCCCAUAUAUUUAUGAAAGUCCCUUAAAUGUGUGUGUACAUUUAAAGGAGUUUCAUAGCCAUACUUAAAGGGGUCAUUUUUCAAAAUAAAAAUGUAACUCUUAAUAAUUUAAGUUGACUGCAAGUUUAGGAUGCAAAAUUAGCUGGCCCAUAAACCUUCAUGCUUCACUUAAAACACCACAUGGACAGGCCCUUGGAAGUCUUUGUUUGUCCUUCCUUAUCUGUCAUAUUUACUAGUGGCUGGGGUGAGGUUGAACAUCUUAGAAGCUAUUUAACUAUGAACACCUAAAAUGCUGUAGUCAAUCCAGAGCUGAUAAGCGACACUGGGGGCCUACUCUGGAUUCCUCAAGACUGACAGAUGCCCUCCUGGUAGACCACAAAGAGCGGGGCCAUCAGUUCAUCUCUCUCAGUGUCCUUGGACAAAGUCACAAUCUUACUUAAUCUUGCUUUCUAUCAAUCCUCUGUACUCAUUGGCCUGAGUUGGGUUUCUCAGCCUUGGCACUUUUGAUAUUUUGGACCUUAUCCUUCUUUGUUGUAGGGUGUCCUGUGCAUUGUUAAGAUGUUCAAGAACAUUCCUGUCCUCAACCAACUAGAUUCUAAUACUACUUACUUCAAGUAGUAACAACCAAAAACAUCUUUAGAUAUUGCCAAAUAUCCCCUUGGGGUCACUGGGCUAAGAUGACUUCUAAAUACUUGCUAAAACUUUUCAUCUUUUUUUGUGAGGAUUCUCCUUUUCUACAAAGGUGACUGAAUGCUAAGGAUCAGGUGAGAGAAUUUCUAAGUGUUUCAAAAAAGAAUAUACAGUUGUUCAGCCUUACAUUGGCAUUUUUCUUUAAAAAUAAAGUGCAACAUUCAGGCCUAAGAUAACCUGUGAGUCCCGUCUUCCAGAACCACUUCCCACACCUCUUCAUGAAGUGGCUCACAUUUUGGGGGGAUUCUUGACUUGGGUUCCUUGGUCUUCAACAGAUCCAAAGAUAGUAUAUUAUUUAUGUAUGACUGAUGUCCUCUGUAAUCCUUAUUUUAUGCAAUGAUCUGAGUCCUUAGCCUUUACCAGCCUGACAGAGAGGUCCUGAGGGUAAAGAACUAACCAGACUUCAAGUUGCCUAGUAGUGAGUGUUCUAUUGACAACACAGUAGAGUUGGCAGUAGAGCAGUUGGGCAGAAACUAAGGUGUACAAUGUCCCAAUUCCUACCUGAUCCGUAAUACUGCAGGGUAAGGCUUAGUCAUCCUUGCGGAACUGUGGGGUCUCCAGAUGCCAUCCAGUGACUGUAUUUGCUUCCCUACCCCAGCUUGCCACCACCUGUAUUUACUCACCAGGCCUAGAUCCAGGGUCAGGCAUUUAGGCCUUUUAAGGCUGGGCAGGCAAACUUCACGCUGUGACUCUGUAGGGCUUCUCCCUGGGGAUGGUAGAUGGCAUCUCUCCUUUAAAUGCUUGAAUGUGUGCCUUUGGCUAAGGGAGGUAGUGAUAUUUUGGAGUUCUAAGGGGUACACAGCUGCAAAUGAAUUUUAGAUAGCUCUUGUGAUUUCCUUCUGCAUGCCAGAUACUGAUAUUUAGGUGUUUGCCUCUGCUUUUUAGAUCAGCUGUGUGAGGUAGACUGUGAAUUCAGUUUUAUAGGUAAGCAGACUCAGGUCACACAGCUAGAUUAGGUGGAAGCAAAAUAGGAUUUCAAACCAGUGUUGGUUCCACUGUUUCAUGCGGUCUGCCUGUGUUGUUCAGAUGCUGAGUCUUAGAAACAGGCACAAGGGGUCUUGGGGACUGUUGUUAAAAAAGCCUGUGCUCCAUUUACAAACUGGCCUCAUGGAAAUACCUUAGAACAUGCUGGGCCUUGCAAGGGCUUCCAUAGUCACGAGAGUUUGUAUGUUCCUUCAGGCUACUCCGUUGGGUAAUGACCCAUAUUGGGAAGCCUCCUCCAAACUCACACCACCCCAGUACUGGCAGUCUCCAUUCUGAGCCUAUCCUAAACUCUAGCUAUGUAUCCUACCGGUUGAUGGAAAAUCCAUCCUGGUGGAUGAAUAGCUGCUGCUUGGAGUGUCUUGAGAAUGACGGUGGCUCACAUCCUUCUGACCUCAGUGCUGAUAAUCAAGAUAAACCUGGCCUCAGUUUUUAAACAGGGAAAAUGUGGAUAAUGUGCAUUCUCUCGAGAGCUGCUCCCUUAAGACAUGUAUAUAAACCUUGCCCACUUUCAGCACAGUCAUCAUGAUGGCUUGAGAAGAACUGGCUUGGAGACGUAAGAGUGGGAACUAAAAGAAUAGUUAAAACAGGGCUAAGGUAUCUUUGCCAGCCCCUUCCAGGCUUUCAGGGUUGCUGAAGAAUGAAUUGGACCCUGCUGCUGUAGGAGGUUGACCAUCACUGUGUUUCCUGUGGUUAUUUGUCUUACCCGCCCAACAGCAUUUUCUCUACAAUCUCAACACACUCUCUCUUUCAAAAAGAUUUUAACAGCAUUUUAACUUCAUUCUUGAAGUGGGGACUACACAAAAUAAGUGGCAGAAUUAUUUUGGGGCUAAUGUCUCCCAAGAAAGUUUAAACUGUCAACUUGUAAUAUGUCUUCUUUGUCCCUUGUCUCCAGCUCCCCACCCCUGUUUGGUGAGUAUAUAUUUUAAGACAGAUGCUGCAUGUAGGAAAGUGUUCUCAUUAAGUCAGGAAAUAAAUGCACUGUGGAAGGGAACAUGAAGCUUGUUUAAUACUAUAGCAUGAAUAUGCUGGCUCAGCUCCCCCUGUGUGGGACCUGUGCUCACCCGACAAAUUGGCGCACAGCAACACGGCAGCCAUGCUUGGCCAGAGUUCAGAAGCACCUCCUGUAGAGGAAGAAAGGCCCAUGUUCUUCGUACUCAUAGCGAUGGACCCACAGUGGUUGGAAGCCCUGAAGCGAUGCCAGGAUGGAGCCCCCCGUCCACACUGCAGUGUCUCUUUCGGGCAACACGUUUAUGUGGGGGGUGUCAUUGGGACACAUGUUGCUGAGCUCCUUCUGCAGACGGUUGGGGAAACCACUGAGCAUCGUGCUCCCCCCACAGAGCAGGAUGUUUCCCAUGAGGUCCCGCUUGAGGGCGAUGUCGCACUUGUUAAGACAGGACACCGUCUGGGUGUGGAGGCCCAGCUGCAUGGACUUGAUCAGAGAGGGCUUGAAGAACAUCUCUGCGCAGAGGAACCUUUCCUCGCACAGGUAGAUCUCCUGCCCAUCUGGCAGCUUAUACUGCAUCGUAUGCUCAGCAGGUGGGACUUUCUUCUCUUCAAUGGGGUCAAGGGCCACAAAGCAGCAUUUCCUCUUGAUGUCCUCCACAAUGCCAGUCUGGUCCUCCGUGAAGUGUUUCCCCAAAUUGUUCAUCAGACUCAUCAAGUAAGCUGUCAGGUCAGAGCCUGCAUAGUCCAGCCGCCCGGUGAUGCUGGGCAGAGGAUAACCCUCGUAGAUGGGAACCACGUAGGACACGCCGUGGCCAACCUCCACCACCAGGCCGGAGGUCUUCCCAUAGGAGUACAUGGACAGGCGGGACUGGUAGGCAAUGUGCAUGGCUGGGGUGUUGAAGGUCUCGAACAGCAUUUCGGCGUAUUUCUCUCUGUUGGUGUGUGGGCUCAGGGGCGGGUCUGAAACCAAGACGGCAUGAUCCUCCGGAUUGAUCUUCAUUUCCUUAUGGAAGAGAUACUCCCAGAUAUCCUGCACUGUGUCCCAGUCCACAAUGAUGCCGUGUCGCAGAGGGUUGAUGAGCUUGAGGCGAAUGCCUGGAUUGAUGAGCUCCUGCCCCACGUAUGUCUCCUUGCGGUUGUCCCCGGUUUUGGCUGUCUCCAUGAAAGGCUUGCCCACUGUCGUUGAGAUCAUGUGGGUGGGUCUUGGGAGCCCAGCAAAGCCACAUUUACAGUAGCCAGUGCCAAGGUCCACGACCACUGCCUUGGUCACCUCUAACUUGGACCUCUCCCUGGCCUCUGUUGCCUUGCCCACUUCUGGCGGCCCUGAAUUGCUACGGCUGACCCGCACUGCCCGCUUGGCCGGGCCAUCCUUUAAGGAGGCGGUCUGGAGGACCUGUGUCUGGGAGGCGGUCUGUUCACUCACUCUCUUGGCAGGGCCAUCCCCGAAGACUGCUGCCUGUGGUGCCCACAUGCUAUCAAGUGCCAUCUUGCUCUCAGAAAGUUUCUCAAUCCCACUGGCCUCAAGGCCUGAAAGGCUUAAGUCAG